AUGGAAUAUACAAACCAUUACAUCAGAGCGGCAGCUGUAACCGUGUUAGAUCAAAAGAACUUCGAAGCAAGACAUAUUGUGAGAGUGUCGGGACACAAAUCCGAAGCGAGCAUCAGGUCAUACUCUCGACGCCUGUCAGAAGAGAAGCAACGAGACAUAUCAAAUUCUUUGAGCCAUUAUUGUUGUUUUCCGUCUCACGCCAUGAGUGAUAUUCGUUUGGUGCCAAAUCCCGAGAGUGAACCCGCAGCCAAAGUUCCUCGAUUAGUUACCGAGAGUUCUUCGUCAUUCAUUGAAAUCUCUUCGCAGGAAUACCGGUCAGCACUUGAUACAGUUUUACACUCCCCGUUGCCGUGUUUGUCUCUUCCCGGUUCGCCUGUUCUGAACAGCUACAGACUACUCGGAGAAAAACACUACGAAAAACGAGACUGUUUCAUUCCAGCCAGGAGAAGUUAA
Messenger RNA from Paramuricea clavata, 453 nucleotides. The record is from the annotation of a GenBank genome assembly. Lineage: Eukaryota; Metazoa; Cnidaria; Anthozoa; Malacalcyonacea; Plexauridae.